Molecule: messenger RNA, 693 nt
Organism: Dothidotthia symphoricarpi CBS 119687
Lineage: Eukaryota; Fungi; Ascomycota; Dothideomycetes; Pleosporales; Dothidotthiaceae
Product: DnaJ-domain-containing protein
Exons: 2
Coding region: 1-693 (230 amino acids)
Source: RefSeq, a predicted model, not a curated record
AUGAAUGACAAAAUCCCGCGCGACUACUACGCCGACCUCGGGGUUACACAAAGCGCGAAUCUUCCAGCGAUCAAACUCGCCUUCUACAAACUUGCAAAGGAGCACCACCCCGAUAAAUCUGGCCUUGAGGACGCCUCCGCUUUCCGCCUUGCUCGUGAGGCAUAUGAGAAGCUCUCAGACGACUCUUUUCGCAAGAAAUACGACCAAACCUAUUGGCGGGUAAAGAUGCACAACAAUUUUCAGGAACAGUCAAGGCGUACGGCAGCCGCUCCGGACAAGGACGAAGCUCAACCAAGGGAAUGGUCGCCCCCGCCAACGCCACCUAUGAAGCGGAUUUGGGAGACCGAUAUACAGUUCCAGUUUGGGAAGACGUACCAAGAGUGGCAGGCGCGAGAUAGUGAGCAUCGACAAAGGCAUCCGGAGAGGAACGCAGCGCCAUCCUAUGACUCUACUCCCCGAGCUCAUGGCCUGGAGGUAAAGAUGACUCACCCCGCUACUACUCAGCGUUGCUUGUAUAAGAGUGUACAUUGGAAGACGCAGGUUGGAGGUCAAGACUUUUGUGUGUUCUGUAUGGUUCCAUCAACAGGAGCGAGCAGGUGUCCUGGGUGUGAGGCAUUGGCGUGUCGUAAGUGUCUGGAGAAGAUUACCGAGCUGGAGCGGAGUUUCUUUGGUGGUAUUGGAUUGAGGUCGUAA